AUGCAGAAAGUCAUCAGGCGGGCAGCCCUUGCCGCCAACCAGGCUAAACGAAGGGCCAGGAUCCAAGCAGAGCGAGACAGGCGCGACGAAAUCAGAAAAUAUUUCCAAGAGCGACAACGGUACGAGCGGAUCAUUAUCGACCAGAUCAAAGCAGAACGAAAAACCCGACGGGAAGACUGGCUAAAGGGCCCGUUGGCGCCGAAGCGAGAUGCGGCGGAUCUUGAGGGGGCAUAUGGUACCUUAACACCAGAGCGCACUCGGCCCCCGGCGCUUCCCCGGGAGGAUAGGACGAAGCUUGUCAAUUUCGCGGCGGGAGAUCGGGUGGUCGUGUUAAAGGGGCCGGAUCGGGGGAAGAUUGGCAAGGUCUUCAGUGUGGAUGCUGAAUCUGGAACACUCAGCGUCAGCGGUGUCAACAGCGUUGACGUACGCUAUCCCGAUUUUAUCUUAGCAAAUGAGCCCGACAAACGUCCAUACCGGCCAAUCCCUCUACCUGUUCCCUUCGAAGACGUCCGGCUCGUAGUUCCCCUCCACAACUCGGAAACGGGCAAGGUGGAAGACGUCGUGGUUAAACACAUGUAUGGCGGAGAACCUUACAUGGACCAUCCUUACGGCGUAGAUACACCCAAGCACACUCGAUACAUCUCGGACCUUGAUGUAGAAAUCCCCUGGCCCCAGCCAGCCGCCCCAACCCACGUCGACGAACCGGCCGAUACCCUGCGAAUCGAGGUCGAGGAUCGCACACAUAUACCUUCCCUCAACGCCUACCCAUUCCCUGCCACCAUCAUCGAUGAGCUGAGGAAUAAGUUCUCGAAGUUCCGCACUCGGCACGAUCCCGAGUGGGUUGCGGCGAAGGAGGAGGAAGAUAGGAAAAUGGAGAAGCGGCGGAACACGCCCUGGGUCACGCCGAAGACGGCAUUUAUGGCCCAGAAGGCCCAGAAGAGAGCAAUGGAACGGGAGCAGCAGAAAGAUGAGAAUGGAAACUAUGUUGUUCCUCAGGAUACCGCUUCAUAUAUCGAGCAGUUCCUUGCCAAGAAGCAGAGCCAGGGCAAGCCUGCGUCAAAGGUGCCCGCUUAG
Molecule: messenger RNA, 1074 nt
Organism: Blastomyces dermatitidis ER-3
Lineage: Eukaryota; Fungi; Ascomycota; Eurotiomycetes; Onygenales; Ajellomycetaceae
Product: KOW domain-containing protein domain-containing protein
Exons: 2
Coding region: 1-1074 (357 amino acids)
Biological process (GO): translation
Cellular component (GO): mitochondrion; ribosome
Molecular function (GO): RNA binding; structural constituent of ribosome
Source: RefSeq, a predicted model, not a curated record